AUGUCGGACGCAUACGAGAGAGCUAAGGGAGGGAGGCUAACAUUCAAAGGGGGAGUCUUGGCGACGAGAUCCAAAGACAUCGACAAGAAGAAGAAAAAGAAGAAGAACAAGGAGGACAAAUCCCUAAACGACGACGUCGAAUCUCUCCCGGAGGAUCCCAAUCAGCCGUCGACGGCCGGUUCAGCCGAUAUUUACACAAUCGACGCGGCGAAGAAGAUGAAGUACGACGAAUUGUUCCCCGUUGAAGCUAAGAAGUUCGGGUAUGACCCGAAAGCUAAAUCCAAAACCGUCGAAGAAGCCCUCGACGACCGGGUCAAGAAGAAAGCCGACCGUUAUUGCAAAUAA
Messenger RNA from Oldenlandia corymbosa var. corymbosa, 345 nucleotides. NCBI's taxonomy places the organism in Eukaryota, Viridiplantae, Streptophyta, Magnoliopsida, Gentianales, Rubiaceae. The record is from the annotation of a GenBank genome assembly.